Effrenium voratum is the source of this 1273-nucleotide messenger RNA. The record is from the annotation of a GenBank genome assembly. NCBI's taxonomy places the organism in Eukaryota, Dinophyceae, Suessiales, Symbiodiniaceae.
AUGGCAUUCAUGUUUGCUUGAAAGCAUGCCUGAUUUCCUUGUUGGUAUGGCUCAGAAAUGGCCAUGGCUGACAUAUUUGCUUCUGUGCCUUACCCAAAUCGAAGCCAUUCGCUGGCCAUGUUCGAAAGUGGCACGUUCUUGCCUGUCCAGGCGUAUGACUGUCUAUGAACCCUGUCAGGCUUUCGGCAGCCAUCUUGGCCCACUCAAGCUUCUCGUGACCAAGCCACGCCUGUUGACGCAACCGCAUGGCGGUGGUUACCAUUGGCAUGUCCGGACGUGUGGCGAUGAGCCAAGUGGAGUUUGAGAAGUGGUGGGAUGCACAGCCUCGAACGGGCGGGGUGUGCUUCUACGACGCCUUGCGAAGGGAGGUGGCCCAAAGAGAGCAGCUCGCGAAUUUCCGGCAGCUGCAGCUGGCCGGGAGCGAUGCAACCCCGCUGGGGCCCGAAAGCCAUUGGCAGAUGUCGUCCUUGGUUGCAGUGAAGCGGGAGUGCUUGACCACCAAAGGCCAUGAGCUUCACGAAGCAGCUGGUGCGGGCAGCGCUGCAGCCGUGAUCUCUUUGUUGGAGGAGCCUCAGGACCCAGAUCAGAUAGAUGACACCGGUGCAUCUGCCUUGCAUUGGGCAGCGAUGAAUGGGCGACAAGAAGUUGCGCGUGUGCUGUUGGAAGCUGGCGCUGACGCGGGCAAGGCAGCCAACAGGAGCGGACAAACGCCCUUGCAUUUUGCUGCAGAAGGGGGCCAUCAAGAAGUUGCAUCGCUCUUGUUGGACGCUGGCGCUGACCCAGACACAGUUGACAUGUGCAACACGACAGCCCUGAAGCUGGCUACACAGACGAGGAAUAAAGGGCUCGCGAGCCAAGUUCUGAAUGCCGGUGCUGACAGGAACAAGGCCGACGACAGCAGCGGAAUCACAUGCAUGCAUUUGGCUGCACUGAGGAGCUAUCCCGAGAUGAUAGUAUUUUUGUUGCAAGCUGGAGCUGACGCAAACAAGCCUGACAAGGGUGGAAGGACACCUUUGCAUUUGGCUUCAGAGUGGGGGAAUUAUGAAGCUGUACACUGCUUGUUGGAAGCUGACGUCGACCUGCACAAAGUUGACAUGUACGGAAGCACGCCUGUGCACUUGGCUGCAUACAAUUGCCAUCAACUGAUCGUUCGUUUCUUGUUGGACGCUCGUGCUGACCCGCAGAAGGGCAAACAUGGCCGCAAGACGCCUUUGCAUUUAGCUGCGUUGACAUGAGGUGUCACCAACUGCAUGCUGGAAUUCCAAACCAGGGU